AUGUCAAACGAUUACACUUCUCAGAGAAAGAAUGGUGCAGUUGACUACUCUUUGAUGGUUAAUGAUGACUCACGAAACGGUAAUUUCAACAAAGUUUCGCAAACCUUGGCUCCAGACCUGAGCGAUGAAGGGCGUGGAGACUCUGCAGAGGACACCGGGAAUACCAUAUCCUGCUCAUCGGAUUCUGCAUCGUAUUCCGACCACCAAAAAAAAUUGCACCACACGUCACUGAACGAUCCCAUACAAUUCACGAGAAUAUCUUCUUCGUCGUUACUCAGCGAUUUUUCAUCGACGAAUAAUAGUACCUGCGAGACAGACAACGAGCUACUGAGAGCUCCAUUUCAAGCCGAGAGCAAUGAUCAGUUUAAGGGAAGCUUCAAGCAUGCCAGAACAACAGAACUGUUCGAUAAUUCUACAUCAAUCGGGGAUUACACCAACUCUACUAUCCGCAUGUCCCAAAUGGAGCAGCAAAACAGUACGACGAUAACGACAACACCUAACACUAGCGGCAGUCUAGUGGGGAAUACUACGGAAACGCCAGUGCAUGUUUCUGGUUCGAGGUAUCAACGUACAGAGAGUGGGGGCACUUCCACGUACAAUAAUAGCCGCUCGCUGUUGCAUUCCGCUAUGUGGAACGGUAGCGAUAGAUCUCCUCCUCUACUAGAGUCCGUAGCGGUAGGCAGUACCAUCCCAACGUCAUCAGCGUCAAAGUCAAGUGUGACCACGCCAAUGGAAAAUGUAAACAAUAGAUUCACUCCAGGAAGGCAGGUGAUCGAGAGUCCGUCGAAGUUUGGGCACAGCAAGAAGAAAUCAGGCAAUAUCAUGAAGGAUGUAUUCUCUUCUUUUGUUCAGAGCAUCAAACGAAGUUCUGGCUCAGAAAAGAAUGUUUCCCCAAACCAUCUGUCGAUAUCAACCCCGUACAAUCCACAGCAUAUCCACCAUGUUGGGUUUGACAGCACCAGUGGGCAAUAUAUUGGCUUACCACCAGAGUGGGAACAGCUGUUAGCGUCAAGUGGUAUAUCUAAACUGGAGCAGGAUAAAAAUAUGGGGACCGUUCUUGAUAUUGUACAAUUUUAUCAAGAUGUUACGGGACAGAAUGAUACGGAUAAAGUGAUCCAUACUUUCCAGCCUUACCAUAUAACACAUGAUGAAGAAGAUAAUGAAUUUCGUGCAUCCACGCCGACUGAGCAAAGCUCCCUCGUGAUGAAUGAUUUGAAACCACUCAGAGCGGCCCCUAAGCCACCAGGAUCGCGAAACGAAAGCAGUGUCAAAACAGCGCGUUCUGCAAUGUCGGAUUUACUACCGGACCUACCCCCUCAAACAGAACAAAAAAAGGUGCUGAAUUCGCACCAGCAGCAUACCGAGGGGAAGAACACAUAUACCUUCCCCUCCCACAAAAGAACAGAAACCCAACACACAGAUGUCCAAAUGGGACAAGUCAAGCAACAGCAGAUCGCAGGCCGCGAACUUCAGACGAAGAAGUUUUUCACGAGACUGAUGGCAGUCUGCUCUGUCGGUGACCCACGUACAAUCUACGUCGACUUGAAGAAAAUUGGGCAAGGUGCAUCGGGUGGAGUUUUUAUUGCAAAAUCGACUACAAACGGCUCAUACGUGGCAAUCAAGCAGAUGAACUUAGAGAAACAACCCAAAAAGGAACUGAUCCUUAACGAAAUUUUAGUUAUGAAUGAGAGCAGACAAGAAAAUAUCGUUAAUUUUAUAGACGCGUACCUGCUGAACGAUGAUCUUUGGAUAGUGAUGGAAUACAUGCAAGGCGGGUCUUUAACUGACGUGGUGACAUAUUGUUUGUUGAGCGAGGGUCAGAUAGGAACUGUUUGCAGAGAGACGUUGAAGGGUCUGAGGUUUUUACACUCUAAAGGAGUUCUUCACAGAGACAUCAAGUCUGACAAUAUCUUGCUCUCUUUGACAGGGAACAUAAAGGUCACAGAUUUUGGAUUUUGUGCGCAGAUAAAUGAUGACAAUGCAAAGAGAGUAACCAUGGUUGGGACGCCGUAUUGGAUGGCACCUGAAAUCAUCUCCAGAAAAGAAUACGGUCCUAAGGUUGAUAUUUGGUCUUUGGGUAUCAUGGUCAUUGAGAUGAUUGAGGGUGAGCCGCCAUACCUGAAUGAAACACCAUUAAAGGCUCUAUACUUAAUUGCCACAAAUGGGAAGCCAAGUUUAAAGGAACCAGAGAAGUUGAGUAAAACAUUCUUCCUGUUUUUGGACAAGUGUCUUGCUGUUGACCCAGAUAAGAGGGCGGAGGCAACAGAUUUACUCAGAGAUCCAUUUAUUACAGACUGUUCCGAUGCCAUAAGUUCCUUAGCUCCUCUUGUCAAGCUGGCCCGUGAACACAAAAUGCAUAGCGAAAGCUCAUCCUAG
This is a messenger RNA of Huiozyma naganishii CBS 8797, 2376 nucleotides long. RefSeq names its product STE20 family serine/threonine-protein kinase. Gene Ontology annotation, molecular function: protein serine/threonine kinase activity; ATP binding. Gene Ontology annotation, cellular component: cytoplasm. Bases 1 to 2376 code for a protein of 791 amino acids. The record is from RefSeq and is a predicted model, not a curated record. NCBI's taxonomy places the organism in Eukaryota, Fungi, Ascomycota, Saccharomycetes, Saccharomycetales, Saccharomycetaceae. The transcript has a single exon. Gene Ontology annotation, biological process: protein phosphorylation; intracellular signal transduction; regulation of MAPK cascade.